AUGGCUCGGCGAGGUUUUUCAUAUACUGUACAUUCAGGACGGACUGUUGCACUUGUAGGUGAGUCUGGAUGUGGCAAGACUACUUUGCUCUAUCUUGUGCAGCGUUUGUAUGACACGGCUAAUCCGUCGAAUGAGUUAACGCCUGGCGACCAAACAAUCAACCAGCCUGAGAGUGGUGUAUUUCUUGAUGGCAUUAACAUUAAAUACUUUUCACCGAGAUGGCUGCGCCAACAGAUUGGCAUCGUUGCACAGGAGCCCGAAUUAUUUGACAUCAGCCUAGCGGACAACAUUGCUUAUGGAGAUAAUUCACGCAAAGUCUCCAUGGAGGAAAUCAUCGAAGCUUCAAUGCAGGCCAAUAUACAUGAUUUUGUCAUGAGCCUUCCUAAGGGAUAUCAAACUAUGGCUGGAAGCGGAGGUUCUCAUCUUUCAGGGGGGCAAAAGCAGCGUAUUGCAAUCGCUAGGGCUCUAGUCCGUCAUCCAUCUAUUCUGCUACUGGAUGAGGCAACUUCUGCACUGGAUGCCGAAAGCGAGCGUCUUGUUCAAUCCGCUCUUGAUUCAGCCGCAUGUGAUACAAAAGGUGUCCAUAGGACCUGUCUUGUAGUAGCACAUAGGCUCUCAACUGUCCAGACGGCCGAUACUGUGGUUGUGAUUCAGCGGGGCCAGAAGAUGGAGAGUGGUUCUCCUAAGACUCUGCUUGAAGCGAAAGGUGCUUAUUAUGCAUUGUAUCAUGCUUCUAAAAUUUCUGAGCCAUAA
This is a messenger RNA of Protopolystoma xenopodis, 753 nucleotides long. Lineage: Eukaryota; Metazoa; Platyhelminthes; Monogenea; Polystomatidea; Polystomatidae. The record is from the annotation of a GenBank genome assembly.